Messenger RNA from Kalmanozyma brasiliensis GHG001, 1680 nucleotides. RefSeq lists its product as uncharacterized. The record is from RefSeq and is a predicted model, not a curated record. Bases 1 to 1680 code for a protein of 559 amino acids. Lineage: Eukaryota; Fungi; Basidiomycota; Ustilaginomycetes; Ustilaginales. The transcript has a single exon.
AUGGGAAAUUGCAUGUCGUCCAAGGCCGUGGUGGUCGAGGAGGUCAACCCGGCUCCUCAUCCCGAAGCAAGGCGAGUCUGGCUCGUCUCGACCCCCGUCGAUGCCAAGGAUGUACCUCUCGACCUCGUCGGCAUCGAUGCAGAUGGUCUCAAAGCAGCCAUGCGCAAUCGCGGUCUGGAAACGGAACACUGGGCUCUCAAGGUCGAUCCGCAAACGGGCGUCAAGGCCGAACCCAGCAUCAUCGACAUCACAGUCGAGGGCGGCAAACUCGUCUCGCAUAUACACCCCACCUCCAGCCCGUACUGGAAGGGCAUCACCCGUCGUGUCGCCAUCGGAUGGACUCUCUGGAAAGACGACGAAAUCUUGGAAGCCAGCAAGCUUCUCAUCCACGCAAGACCCAAAUACGAUGGCCGCGCCAACAACUCGCAGCAGCUCGCGCGUCUCUUGGGUCGUCACAUUGACUUUGUGCCCCCGCAAUCGCAGCAGAUGGAGACGCAGACCACCAACACUACCAGCGAGACCUUGGCAGGCAGCGCCGCCAGUCCAGCUGCUAGCAUGCGCAAGACCGACUCGGCAGGUCAAGAGACCCAGUCUCAGAUGACGCUGGUCUCUGCUGCCACACUCAGUCAGCGCAGUCAAUCCAUCGAGGAGUCGGAUGCCGUCAACGAGAUGGGCGUCAUGACCAAGGGCAAUACCGAGAACAAUGUAUCACGCGUUCCAGCUAGUAUCCGCCAGAGUCAGAGGAUGAGCGUUGCUCGUCCUCCGCUCAUCCACUUGUCCACCGCUCCAUCGGCGUCUGGGUCUGAAGUCGGCACCAUGGUGCGACCGAUCCUCAAUCGAUCGGCAGAGACCGACUCGUUCCCAUCGCCAACAGGCUCGGUGCGCAUGUCGCUUCCACCACAAGCGAAGCAGCCGCAGUCGCCCUCGUCUCCGCUCAAUCCUGGCAAUCGCAUGCAACGUCAGUCCAUGUCGGAGAUCCGUACGGCAGGGCGGGCGCGCACGAACUCUGAUGCCACCGCUGCGUAUGCUACGAUGAGCGCAGCCGAUCGUCGCACUAGCACCCUGCUCGACGGUACCGCUCGUUCAUCGCGACCUUCUCGCAGACGCAGCGAGGCCCCUGCCGAGUGGCUUGCGGAACUGCCGAGUGCUAAUGACGCACGCUUCAACUCGGUCAAGUCGCGAUCGGGUCAAACCCGAAACACGCAUCGUGAUUCGAUCAUGAGUUCAGGUGGCGGCAUGAUGACUUCGCCCUCGAUGGGCACCUGGGGUCAUGGCUCGGGCUUCCCUGCUUCACCCUCGAUGGUGGGGCUGCCAGGCAUGCCCGGCAUGCCUGUGAUGCCAGGAAUGCCCAUGACAGGUUUUGGCACACCUCCGCAAAUGUCACCCGUCAUGCCUCCGAUGGGUCUCCCGAUGUGGCCACCUACAAGCCAGUCGAUGAUGUUCAACCCUGCGGCUGGAGCACUCCAAGUGCCCAUGCCCUACUUUGCACCCCAAAUGGGCAUGCCCUUCCUGCCAUCGAUGCCGAUGUUGGCCCCUCCUUCGCCUGGGUUCUACUCGCACACAUCGAGCGCAGUCCCUACGCCACCAGAAAGCCCGCAUCUCUCCUCAACACACCCGCCCAAAGGGUACGUGCCCGAGAUGCAGUUUGAUAACGCCCAGCCCAGCUCUACGCGGGCUUGA